UCAUCUCCGCCUUCAUUAUGUGAAGUUCCGAGGUUCACGUGACGUCACGGUCCACAAUGCGCGUGGUCCGGGCUGCCGACGUGGCGCGCGAGCUGCUGGCUGGGCGGAAACGGGCUGCGCGCGCUGUCAGAGACACCGGGCACCAUGUCACAAGAAGUUGCAGUGGGCGACACCGCCGUACCCCCUGACCCUCCUGUUUUAAAAACACCUUCAGACGAACACGCUCCUGUAGUUGCAGACAAAACAGAUGAGCCUUCUUCCAGUCCUUCACUCUCAUUGGAUGCACCAGAGCAUGAGCUGGCCAAUGAGGGUGCAGUAGAAUGUGCUCCAGUCAGCCAGUUAACAGAGCCACCACAGGACCAAUCAGAGGAACACGGCUGCGAUCAGGUGACUGAAUGCAGCGAAACAGUGAGCUUGGAGCCGGAGGUUGCGGAAGGGGAGGUGGAGCCCUCAGACCAGCCCACAUCCAAAAGUUGGGGUGGUUGGGGAUCCUGGGGGAAGAAUUUGUUGACGACCGCCACCUCAACAGUAGGUCAGGGAUUAAGCUCAGUUCGGGAGAAAGCGGGCGUGGCCUUGCGGAUGCACAGCACAUCAUCGUGUGAGGAAGCCCUGGAGGUUGAAGAACCUCAUGAGGAGGACAACCCAGUGGCUCAGCCUGUCAGUCCAACCAACAGAGGAGUGUUUUCCUCCAUCACCAGUGCUGUGCAAAACACAGGGAAGUCUGUGCUGACCGGAGGACUCGAUGCGCUGGAGUUCAUUGGCAGGAAGACGAUGACGGUGUUGGCGGAGAGCGACCCAGGCUUUAAGAAGACCAAAAUCCUCAUGCAGCGGACCGUCUCGCUCUCGCAGAUGCUGAAGGAAGCGAAAGAGAAGGCACGCGAGAGGCUGAGCAGUCAGAUGGUGUGUGAACCCACGGCUCAUUACGGCAUCCUGUUUGAUGAUUAUCAAGGUCUGUCUCACCUGGAAGCUCUGGAGAUCCUGAGCAAUGAGAGCGAGGGGAGGGUUCAGGAUGUUCUUUCCUCCCUCGACGGCGAGCAGUUGGAGCUUCUGAAGAAGGAGCUGAUCGAGAUUAAGGAGAUCUUCGAGACGAGGGAGGAAGAGGAGGAGGAGACGGAGGAGACUGGUUCGGGGGGAAAUGGUGAACUUUAUUCCCAAAUUCGCUCUUUCAGCCCGCUCUCCGCAGAUGGGGAGGAGUUUGUCAGUGUUCUCACAGAGCUGCUGUUUGAACUGCAUGUUGCUGCUACACCGGACAAACUGAACAAGGCCCGAAUGAAGGCCUAUGAUUGGAUAAGAGAGACGGAGAACCCCGUUACCAAGGAGGAAACGGAGGAAGUGAUGGAGGAGGAAGUGAAGGAAGAGAACUCAGAGUCGCCCCCUACAGGACAGGAAGAUGUAGCCAAAAAACAAGAAGCAGAGACAGAAGAAAUGGAGAAAAACACACAGAAAAGCACGACAGACAAGGUUGAGAGUGUGUAUCAGUGGUCGAUAGGCAGUCUUGCUGAGGUGACAGCUCGGAGUAUAGAGCAGCUCCAUAAAGUGGCUGAACUCAUCCUGCACGGACAGGACGUGGAGAAACCAGCGAGCCAGCAGGCCAAAAUACUUUCCAGGCUGACCUGCGCUAUGUGUAAGGAGGUUGGCUGUCUGGCACGCAGAUUCACAGAUACACUGGUGGCUGUAGGGAGUCAGAGAAAAGCAGAAGAGCUGAAUCCUCUGGUGAACAGCGUGACGCUGGAGGGCUCGAACAGCACGACCUACAUCCACAACGCAUUCCAGCUUCUGCUGCCGGUUCUGCAGAUCUCCCACAUCCAGACCAGCAGAACCCCGGCUAAAACCGAACCGGAACCGGAGGCAGAACCGGCUCCUACAGACUGACCUGCUCACCCUGUGUGUGAUACGUAUGUGUGAUUGUGUGCGUUUCCUUCUGCGACUGUCUACGCAAAGUGCAAUGCGCUGCAAGCCUGUGUAUGUUUCAGUUUUUCGGUGAAAUCAUCUACAUACAGACGCUUAGGAUCAAAUAAAUCAGAAAAAAAUAUUCUAUAAGAAUUGAUUAAGUUAUUUUUAACACUAGGGCCAGGUGUAAUAUUAGGAUCUUAUACUGUAAGAUUAGUUACUGUACAGACAAAUGCAGGCGAAAGUGACUGUAUAAUGUGUAAUGGCAUUAUGAAAUUGACGUCUGUAUAUGUUUCAUUUUCCUUUGUUUCAUUAUGUUUUUAAUGUAAUGAUUAGGUCACACUUCAUUUUAUCAAAGCUGUGUGCAUUACCUCUUAUACCACACCGCUGCAAGUCACAGGCUCAUAUUAAUGCGCUUGUUCAUAACCUAUGACUAAUAAUAGACAGAUUAAAAAUGUCUUAUUUAACAAAGAACAAUGUAUGAUCGUUGAUAUGAUGAAGCUUUUUGUAAGGUUUAACAUUUAUGGAAGGAGUCUCCAGCGUCAGCGCUUUGUAUCAGUCAGAGGUAACGAUGUAACUUUACGUUUUCCGCCAUAGGAAAGUCUUCAGGACAGAGGAGUUUACGCUUUGCAGUUUCUUAGUAACCUGACAAGCUGUGUAGUUUUUUUCUUUUUUUUUUUUGGUCUUAUUAAGUUCAAGAGAAAGAAAACAGGCAGGUGAGGGAACAAAUUGGCAAAUUGCUGUGGUAUAAGAGGAAUAAAACACUGCAGGACAUGCUGUUAUAGGAAAAUAAUCAACUUCAGGGUGGUAACAGUAACUCCGCUUCAUCACACCACCCUUUUAUGGUUUACAUUUACAUGCCUCUGGAAGACAUUAAAAUAUGUUAAAUAUCCGUAGUUAAAUCUGUACAUGACAGAAUUUAAUCGAUUGCCAAAGAUCUCUGAUUCUGUAACUCUGAUUACAGUUUUAAGGGUUAGAUGGUGUAGAUUAGCAUUUCCAAUUGUUGUAGAAUUUUCAAACUGAGGCUUUGGCUAGCUCACUUUGCUUUGUAAUCAUAAAGAACAUAUUUUUGUUUUAAAACUAACCAGCAAUGAACUUUGUAGAUAUCGUUGAUUUGUGCUGACUUUUCCAUUUAUGACCAGAUAUUUAAUUUUGAUCUGCGGCAUUUAUCUGUGAGUAAAUUAAGACAAAGUUCCGUACCUCAGUUAUUGAUUUAUUUUUGAGAACUAAGAAAUAUGUUUUGUUUCAUCUUAUUUGCUAAAAAUGGACUUAUUUUUAAUAAUUCACUGAAGUGCAUGUCCAGUUUAACGUCAUGUUUAACUGUGUUUGUUAAAUGUCAUUUUGUAAAAUAAUAUAAAAAAUAUACUAUUUAGACAUUGUGCACUAUUGUAUAAGAAACUCCAAAACAAUUCUAUAUUAAUUCUAUCAAUUCUAUAUUAAAUUCUAUAAAC
This is a messenger RNA of Pangasianodon hypophthalmus (striped catfish), 3341 nucleotides long. It is a transcript of the gene fam114a1, whose product is annotated as family with sequence similarity 114 member A1. The record is from RefSeq and is a predicted model, not a curated record. NCBI's taxonomy places the organism in Eukaryota, Metazoa, Chordata, Actinopteri, Siluriformes, Pangasiidae. The transcript is spliced from 13 exons. Bases 145 to 1872 code for a protein of 575 amino acids.